Phalaenopsis equestris is the source of this 1625-nucleotide messenger RNA. RefSeq lists its product as uncharacterized. The transcript is spliced from 3 exons. Bases 302 to 1585 code for a protein of 427 amino acids. Gene Ontology annotation, molecular function: protein binding. NCBI's taxonomy places the organism in Eukaryota, Viridiplantae, Streptophyta, Magnoliopsida, Asparagales, Orchidaceae. The record is from RefSeq and is a predicted model, not a curated record.
CUUCUACCUCCCAUCACUUCUCCUUUAGUCAGUUCGAGUCCGAAACCAUUAGUUGAGAGAUGGGCUUCUCCAAUCCGGAAAAAACUAUAGCUUCUGCUCUGCUUUUCUUCUACCUCGUAUCACUUCUCCUGUAAUCUGUUUCAGUCCGAAACCACUUUGCAGCUUUUUCUUCUCCAAAUACUUUCAAGAAUGUUCACUGCCACCGCAUCUGCUUCAGCCGUCCUCCAUUAAAAUUCCCCAUCUCUUCAUCUCACUUUUCUACACUUUUCUAAAUCUACCCACUUCCAAAAAACCAAGAAGGAUGGAAAUCAAGAAGAAUUUCUAUCCUGAAUCUUUGAACAACUUCUUGAACUUCAACCGUAAUUCCCUUGUUUCUACCGUUCCGCUCACGCAAAACGCCGGUAAAGACCAAACAACACCCAAGGUGAAACUCCUCUGCAGUUUCGGCGGCAAGUUUAUGCCCCAACGUAGUAACGGAAAUAAAUGUUACGUUGGCGGAGAAUCACGUAUUAUUGCCAUCCGUCGUGAUACCACCAUUCACGAUUUUUAUUGCAAGAUGCAGGAUAUAUAUGACGGUCAUGUUCGCAUCUGCUACCAACUUCCUAAUGAAAGCCUCGACACUCUUGUCUCUGUUUACUCUAUUGACGAUUUUGAGAAUAUGAUGGAGGAGAUAGACUAUCUCUCAAAAGCUUCAAAAUAUGGAUGUACUAAGCUUUGGUUAUUUCUCUUCUCCCCAUACGAUCUAGAGGAUGUUUCAGGUAGAUUCAAUAGCGCAGUUUAUAAUGAUUGCGAGCUGAGUUAUAUUGACGCAACCAAUAAAGCAUUCGCUUCUGAGGCAAAUGUCAAUGGGAGGAAUUUGAAAGUCGGUACUAUACAUGCCACCUCCACUGUAAGCUUAAAUGCGAGAGGUGAAGAAUUCAUCAAUGAAGGGAAUGAUGAUAUUUCAGCGUUGGAGCAACAGAAAUUUCCAGCCUAUUCCAAUGUUGUUGACGCGAGAAAUGUGGGCAACCAACUUGGAAAGGUGAAACUCCUCUGUAGCUUUGGCGGAAAGUUUAUGCCCCAACGUAGUGAAGAAAAUCUACGUUAUGUUGGCGGACAAUCACGUAUUAUUGCCAUCCGUCGUGAUAUCACCAUUCACGAUUUUUAUUGCAAGUUGCAGGAUAUCUAUGGCGGUCCUGUUCAUAUCUGCUACCAACUUCCUGAUGAAAGCCUCAACACUCUUGUCUCGGUUGACUCUAUUGAGGAUUUUAAUAAUAUGAUGGAGGAGAUAGACAAUUUCUCAAAAGCCUCAAAAUGUGGAUGUACUAAGCUUUGGUUAUUUCUCUUCUCCCCAUUCAAUUUAGAGGAUCUUUCACAUAAAACUAUACAUGCCACCUCCACUAUAAACUUAAACGCGAGAGGUGAAGAAUUCUUCGAUGAUGUUGGCACGAGAAAUGUGGGCAACCGGCUUGACAAAGAUAUUAGAAGGCAUCUGAUGCAUCAACAACAACCGCAUGGUUACAGAACAUAUGAUUCAAGUUUACAAAGGCUUCGGUCUCAGCUUUCAAGCAUAUUCAACAACAACCCCAUGAAUAAUAUAAACUAGUAUUUAUGAUCUAGUUGAGUGAAAAAUAAAGUUAAUUCUU